CUCAAACCUUAGCCCAAACGAAACCACCGACCCAUGCACUAUGCCGCCCCGGCGUAACCUAGCCUGAUCGCAACAGAGCACGCUAUCUUGCGCCGGCUAAGAAUUGUCACUCAAAACCUAGACAAACAUAAACCUCUCCUCUCUCUCUCUCUCUUUCUCUCUCUCUCUCUCCUCUUGUGUGGUGCUUUUAGAAGGUCAAUCAUACACUAUUCCUUCGCUGUUUCAGGUUCUAUUGCUAAAUUGCCCUUUGCAUUUUUUUGCUGUUUGAUAAUAAAUUUCCAUGCUUUAAUGUGGGUUCAUCUUUCAAUCACAACAAAACCCAUGUACAAUUUUCACCAUUAAUGUUCCAAUCUAGGGUUUUUCUUUUCUUCUUUUUCAAUAAUGAUUUGUUUAUUGUGUAUGAUUGAGUACCACCCUUGUUAAUGUGGUGUACUGUAAUUGUAUACUAUUUACUUCCAUUUCAUGUGUUGGUAUUGAGAAAAAUCUUGGUUGUGUAAUGGGUAAUGUUGAAAUACCCAAUUGGCUAAAAGGGUUACCAUUGGCACCUGAGUUUAGGCCAACUGACACUGAAUUUGCUGACCCAAUUGCCUAUAUAUCGAAAAUUGAGAAGCAAGCUAGUGCCUUUGGUAUUUGUAAGAUUAUCCCACCAUUGCCUAAGCCUUCUAAGAAAUAUGUGUUUUGUAACUUGAAUAAGUCGCUUUCCAAGUCGCCGGAAUUGGGUUCUGAUGUGAAUUGUCAGGGUGUUUGUUCUUCGUCGAAAACGGGUUCUGGGGAUGGUGGUAAUGAGGGGGAGGCGCGGGCUGUGUUUACUACCAGGCACCAAGAAUUGGGGCAGAGUGUGAAGAGAACUAAAGGGGCGGCGCAGAGUCCGCAAUUGGGUGUUCAUAAGCAAGUAUGGCAAAGUGGGGAGAUAUAUACAUUGGAACAGUUUGAGUCUAAGUCUAAGGUUUUUUCGCGGAGCAUAUUGGGAAUGGUUAAGGAGGUAUCGCCAUUGGUUGUAGAAGCAAUGUUUUGGAAGGCAACUUCUGAGAAGCCAAUCUAUGUGGAGUAUGCAAAUGAUAUUCCUGGGUCUGGGUUUGGAGAACCAGAGGGUCAGUCUCGGUAUUUUCAUAGGAGGAGGAGGAAGAGGAAUUUUUACCAAAGGAGUAAAGAGAAUUCUGACUGCAAGAAUAAUGAGAUAGAUAGUGUAACGGAUUCCCAUAAUGGUGAGAUUAAAGAUUCUUCUGCCAAAAAUGAACCUGAUAUGUCUUUGGAGACACCAAAGCCACCUACUACUUCAUCAACAUUGUUAUCAGAUGACACUUCACGAUGCUCUAGGCGAAAGAGCUCAAGUGCUAUUAAUGAGAUGGAAGGCACUGCGGGUUGGAAGCUAUCAAACAGUCCAUGGAACUUACAAAUAAUUGCACGUUCACCCGGCUCACUUACACGUUUCAUGCCAGAUGAUAUUCCAGGUGUUACUUCUCCUAUGGUCUACAUUGGUAUGCUUUUCAGCUGGUUUGCUUGGCACGUUGAAGAUCAUGAGCUUCAUAGCAUGAAUUUUCUCCAUACUGGCUCUGCAAAAACUUGGUAUGCAGUCCCUGGAGAUUAUGCAUUUGCUUUUGAGGAAGUCAUUCGCUCUGAGGCUUAUGGUGUCAACAUUGAUCAUUUAGCUGCACUCACAUUAUUGGGCGAGAAGACAACUCUUCUAUCACCUGAAGUAGUUGUUGCGUCGGGCAUUCCAUGUUGUAGGUUAGUACAGAAUCCUGGUGAAUUUGUCGUGACUUUUCCAAGGGCCUACCAUGUAGGAUUCAGCCACGGUUUCAAUUGUGGGGAAGCUGCUAAUUUUGGAACCCCACAAUGGCUUACAGUAGCCAAGGAAGCUGCAGUGCGCAGAGCUGCAAUGAAUUAUCUUCCCAUGCUCUCUCAUCAGCAGCUGCUAUACCUGCUGACCAUGUCUUUUGUCUCAAGAGUGCCAAGAUCCUUACUACCAGGUGUGCGCAGUUCUCGCCUGAGAGAUCGUCAAAAGGAAGAAAGAGAAUUGUUAGUAAAGAAGGCUUUUAUAGAAGAUAUUCUAAAAGAAAACAUUAAGCUAUCUAAUCUUCUUGGAAAAGUAUCAACUUGCCGUGCUGUUUUAUGGAACGCUGAUUUACUUCCAUAUCCAAGUAGAGAUUCUCAAUUGCCCAGCAUAGUUGCUACUGAUUCUACCUCAGCAAGAGAAAAUGCUUCCCAUAUUCAUACUGAAAACAACAAUAAUAUUCAGAACGAUCUGAUGCACGAGAUGAACUUGUAUAUAGAGACUCUCAAUGAUUUGUCUCUGGAUGGUGACGAUUUAUCAUGUGACUUUCAAGUUGAUUCAGGUACAUUGGCAUGUGUGGCUUGUGGAAUACUUGGUUUUCCAUUUAUGUCUGUGGUACAACCAUCUGAAGAAGCAUCCCUGAAACUUCAGCCCAUGGAUCAUCAUUUGGUUCAAGGAGGCCCCAGAGCCUCAGGACCUGAGAAUGCUUGUUCCUCUCCAGAUCAUGAUGGGUCUAUUAAAAGCAAUAUUCCAGAGAAUCUCCCUCCUUUUCCUGAUGUUUCUCCACCACCAAAGGAUCUGAAAAUGUCACUAUUAACCAAAUUUGACAUGCAAUGGAACACCUCUAGUAAAUUUCUGAGGCCACGGAUUUUCUGCCUGGAGCAUGCCAUUGAGAUUGUGGAACUCUUGCAGUCAAAAGGUGGAGUAAACGUGCUUAUGAUUUGCCAUUCAGACUAUCAGAAAAUGAAGGCACAUGCCAUGGCUGUUUCUGAGGAAAUUGGUAAACCUUUUGAUUAUAAUGAAGUUCCAUUAGAUACUGCAUCCCAGGAAGAUCUGAACUUGAUAGAUCUUGCAAUUGAUGAUGAAGAACAUGAUGAAUGCGGAGAAGACUGGACAUCAAAACUGGGUAUCAAUUUACGGUACUGUGCCAAGGUCAGAAAGAACUCUCCAUCUAUGCAAGUACAGCAUGCACUGACAUUGGGUGGAUUGUUCUCUGAAAAAAGUGCCACUUCAGAAUGCCUGACCAUCAAAUGGCGGUCUAGAAGAUCACGCUCAAGAAAGUCAAACCAUUCUUCCCAUGGUAAAUUGUGUGAAACAGCUCAAUUAAAGAAGGAUGAAGUGUUGGGGGGAAGGUCAAAUGGCAUCAUUGUCAACAAUGAAAAAAAACUAAUUCAAUAUUCAAGAAGGAAUCCUAAGUUAAAAUUGGGUGGUUCCACAGGUGCAAGUACAGUUGAUGGAUGCCCUGGAAAGAAUCUGUCAAAAGAUGUUUCAGCUGCUACUUAUGGAGACCGCGAUAAGCAAAGUGGGAAGGCUACUGAAAAUGACCUUUCUAACAAAGGAAAUUCCAAAAGUGAUGCAGGAUUUGUUUUCUCUAGUGCUUCCGGAGUGUCUGAAAUGCAGCAUGAAUCCUCAGGGUUUGCAGCUACCAGUGGUAGGAGCUUGAAUUCUGCUCCCUCCCGAAUUGAAGAUUCCCCUGUCUCUAAUACACUAGUGGUUGUUGAGACACACAGUGAGAAUCACACUCUUGAUGAUUUUGACAUUGAUGGCAAAGCUUGUAAUUUAGCAACAUGGGAUGGUUCUGAGAUCCAACACAAGAUCAAGAGCACUGAUGAAACCAAGGAGGAGGACAAGAUAACUUAUGCCGAAAAAUGUGGUAGUCCACUUAUCAUUGCAACUUAUGAGAGGUCUGGAAUGCAGGCAGAGAAUCAAAGUAUGGAAAAAAUCAGCAUCACAAGUGAGUCUUGUCAUCUGGUUUCUGAAGGGCAGUGCAAUGUUUCAACGGAAGGGGAUGUUUUGAUGAAUGAGGUUUCUGAUCUUCCUAGACCUCCAACUCCCCAUGUUGCUGAUCCUGUUGUGAGAAAUUUUGAGGCACAGAUGGAAAAUGUAGUUCUGGAGGAAUCUUGUGUCAACAGCAAGGUUCUCGUGUGUGCAACUUUAGACAAUGAAGUGCAGCAAGAGAUCCACACCACCAGCAGAAUUGAACAUGAUGGACCUCUUUCAAGUAAUGUUGCACCAAUCAACCAGCUUACUCUUGCCUCAACAGAAGGUGUUUCUUGUAAUAUUGCAGUGACAAACCAGCCUACUCUUGCCUCAAUGCAAGAAAGUUGUGAAGGUCCCACAGGGAUUCGUGCUGCAGAAGACAUUAGCAUUGCCAUGUCUUCAGGUGCAGUGGAGCAAGAACUUGAGUCUCAAAAUGGAAGUAAUGAGGAUGAACCAGUUUCAAGUUAUGUUAUACCGUCAAAUGAGCCUACUCCCGCAUCAAGAGAGAUCCAUUCCCCAGACAGAAAUAAUGAGGAACUUGUCUCAAGUUCUGUUUCACCAAUGGAAGUUAGUCGGCCUUGUGUAUCACUGGAACAAUAUCCCGAAGUUCCAAGAGGGUGCUCUGCUGAAGAAGACUUGCAUGAUGGUGUGACUUUAGACACUGAGGUGCAACAAGAUAUCCAGACUUCAGAUGGAACAGAUGAGGGGAUGCCCGUCCCUAGUUUCAUUACGCAAGUGGAAAAAGAGCCAGUAACUAUCUCAGGGGGGGUAUGUUACAAAGUUUCAAGAGGGAUCAAUGCUGAGGAAAAUUUGAGUGGUGGAGUGGCUUUAGAUAAUGAAAUGGAGCAAAAGAAAGAGCUGACAAAUGAAAAUGAUGAGGAGAUUUCUGAGUAUGAUACACUUAUAAAUCCACCUAGUCCUGCCCCAAUCCAGAGAUGUUCCAGAAUCCAAAGAGACACCCAUUUUGCAGAAAACCUGCUUCGCAAAGAAGUUUGUUCAUCACAGGAUGAUAGAGAGCUUGAAAGCAUUGAGUCCACUCUACUAGAACCCAGAUCAAGCAGGGACAAAAGAAGAAAAAGAAAAAGAGAAGCAGACCAUUUGACGGAAAACAAGUUCGGUUGCAGUGACUUUAUCAGGAGUCCAUGUGAAGGGUUGAGGCCAAGGGCUGGGAAGGAUGGAGCCAGUAGAUGUGGAAUUGACACCAGUAAAAUAGUUGAGGAGAAGUUAGUGCGAAAGAAGGUGAGCAAAGCUUCAGAUGUUCCUCUUCCUCCUAAGAGUAAAAACUCAAUGGGGUCUCACAAGUGUGACCUUGAAGGCUGCCGCAUGAGUUUCAAAACAAAGGCAGAGCUUCUCUUGCACAAACGCAACCGGUGCCCACAUGAAGGGUGUGGGAAGAGGUUCAGCAACCACAAGUAUGCAAUGCUUCACAAACGUGUUCAUGAUGAUGACAGGCCCCUCAAGUGCCCAUGGAAAGGUUGCACCAUGUCGUUCAAGUGGGCAUGGGCUAGGACUGAGCAUAUACGUGUGCACACUGGUGAGCGCCCAUACAAGUGCAAGGUUGAGGGAUGUGGCCUUUCUUUCAGGUUCGUAUCAGAUUACAGCAGGCACAGACGGAAAACAGGGCACUAUGUGAACUCACCUGCCUGAAGAUAUGUCUUCUUUGUUCAAGCUGGUUUUGUAAUAUAUAAUAUGGGUAUAAGCAAGUGGGGUUUCUGAGGCCAAAGGGUUACAUGUAGUUUACAUUGUUCUGGUUAGGUGUAGUGUUAGGCACAUAGAUUGAUCAUUUUGUAGGUGGGCAUUCUCCAAUCAUUUGUAUGCAUUGAUAGUUGAGAAGUCUUAAGGGUCUUGAUCUCUCUGGAUUCCUCGUUUAGAAUCCAGCAGCAUCAUCAGCAGGAGAGGAAGCUCUCCCCAAAAAACAAAAACAAAAGAGAAAUGCUACAUGUUGGGUGGUCAAAUCCUGGCUGGCCAAAAUUGUCAGACCUACUAGUUUGGUUAUCUAAGAAGAUGAUUCUCAUUUUUUUGUACCAGUGAGGAUAGAUACUAUGUUCUUUGUUGUCCCUUGGUAUAUGGAUGAAGUAGAUGAAUCGUGGGACUACAUUACCAAUCUUUGUCUUGAGGGGUAGUGAUCAAACAACGCUAGAGUUAGAGUCUGUUCGAGAUUGACAAUGUGCCAAAUGUAGAUAUGAAAUGAAUAUUGACGCCUUUCUUUUACAUUUCUUCUCUUUUGUAUUUUUCUUUCUUGGAGGAGACAGAUGAGACAGGUACCAUUGAUCAGGCUAGAAAAAUCCAUUGCUAUGCUUUUGUGGGCCUCUUCGCUUGUCUAGAAGUGGAUUUGGAUAAUGUGCUGUGGGUUUGGAUUGUUUUUUUGUUUUUUGUUUUUUAUUGUAUAUCAUGCUUAAGUGGGUCUGAAUUAUUUUAA
Molecule: messenger RNA, 6173 nt
Organism: Quercus lobata
Lineage: Eukaryota; Viridiplantae; Streptophyta; Magnoliopsida; Fagales; Fagaceae
Gene: ELF6
Product: Zinc finger (C2H2 type) family protein / transcription factor jumonji (jmj) family protein
Exons: 7
Coding region: 497-5401 (1634 amino acids)
Biological process (GO): chromatin remodeling; regulation of gene expression
Cellular component (GO): nucleus; chromatin
Molecular function (GO): histone H3K4me/H3K4me2/H3K4me3 demethylase activity
Source: RefSeq, a predicted model, not a curated record